Messenger RNA from Ostertagia ostertagi, 465 nucleotides. The record is from the annotation of a GenBank genome assembly. Lineage: Eukaryota; Metazoa; Nematoda; Chromadorea; Rhabditida; Trichostrongylidae.
AUGAAGAAAAGCCAAAAAUAUGGCCCAAUACGAUCCACUACUCGACGACGACCAGCUCCAGACGGAGCUUCUAAAGACUCUCGAUCAAGAGCGACGUCAUUCGUCUCAAAUUCGACGAAUUCACUUCUGCUAUCUCUGCUCGGAUCGAGCAAUUCGAAGGCUACGCUCGGCAGAUUUCUAAAACCCGCCUUGGAAGUGCUUGUUGCACGUUCAACUCCACGUUCUGCCUGUAUAUUCUGUACACUAGAAGAGAACGUUGAUUCUCACCCAAGCGGGCGCUGUCCACGGUACCCAAACACGUACUCACGUACGUUCCAAGUAUCAAAAAUGGGAUUGUGUGGACAGUGCUUAAAGCCGGCACACGAAGCGGCGUGUAAGGUCAUGUGCGGAAUAUGCCGCCAACCUCACAAUGCUUUACUGUGCCCGGUCAAAGCAAAUACUUUCACAAAGAAAAGAAAGUAUUGA